Messenger RNA from Ostrinia furnacalis (Asian corn borer), 457 nucleotides. RefSeq names its product ATP synthase subunit epsilon stunted (gene sun). The coding region runs from base 126 to 299 and encodes 57 amino acids. Gene Ontology annotation, biological process: proton motive force-driven mitochondrial ATP synthesis. NCBI's taxonomy places the organism in Eukaryota, Metazoa, Arthropoda, Insecta, Lepidoptera, Crambidae. The transcript has 4 exons. Gene Ontology annotation, cellular component: mitochondrial inner membrane. Gene Ontology annotation, molecular function: proton-transporting ATP synthase activity, rotational mechanism. The record is from RefSeq and is a predicted model, not a curated record.
AAGCGUAAUAUGGUCGCAUCUCUAGUUGUGUUACGUCAUUCUCAUUUUCAUUCGAAAUUUAAUUUUCUACCUUUUCAGAGGUUUCAUCUACUUUGCAUUUAAAACUUGCAAGAAAAAGAGUAAACAUGAGUGCUUGGAGGCAAGCCGGUUUAAAUUACAUAAACUACUCCAAUAUCGCUGCCAAGAUGCUCCGCCGGUCACUGAAGCCUGAAUUACGGACUGAAGCGUUAAAGCGAGACGAGUCCCAUGUCCGAAUUACACCUUGGGCUAACGGCAGACCAGCUCAUGAAAAGGAUUAAUUACUGUACUUACAAGCAGCUGCCAAGUAGAUGGAAGAACAAUUUAUGGCCAUGCAUUAUUCUCAUCAACAGUGAAUUAUUUAUUAUAAUAGACCUUUAGCCUAAUAAACAUCUAUCAGUUAAUGAAUGAUUGUAAAUAAUGUACCUAACUGGUGCAA